CCCUGCAGGAAGCAGUGGAGGAGCAGUUUUCCUCUGGACAGGCAGGCCGCUGGAGCAGACGAACACUCGCAGGCCGACUCUGCUGGAUUGCUGCUGCGUAACAGUGGACAGACGGCAAAAUGUCUCUCUGCAGGUUUGGACGUGGAGCUGCUUCCAUCCUGCAGAGGUCUCAGCUUGUUGCUGUACAGCUGCAGGAUCUGACACCGCAUCACUCCAAGCUCCUCCUGUGGGAUGACGAGACGGAACGGCCUCACCCUCAGCGACUCCACCAGGGCCUCCAACCGAAGAGCUUUCUUCUGGCAGCUCCUCCUGUUCUCCUCCAGCUCCUCCCUCAGCCUGAAGCCAUGAGGACGAGUGAGUUUGACUCCUCAUCUGAAGAGGAGGAUGCUGGAGAGGAGCAGCUGACUCCCUUUCACAUCUCCUGGUUGCCUCUGUCCAUUGUGGAGUGCUCGCAGUUUCUUGGCAUAUGUGCACUACCAGGAUGCAAAUACAAAGACAUCCGCAGGAGUCUGGAAAGAGAUGUUGAGGAGCUCCAGAAUCAGGGGGUGCAGGAAGUGUUUGUUUUCUGCACCAGAGGAGAACUUUACAAGUACAGAGUCCCCUCCCUGCUGGACGUCUACCAGCAGCGCGGCUUCACCGUCCACCACAUGCCCUUCCCGGACGGAGACGCUCCUGAGCUGGAGCAGUGCUGCCAGAUCCUCGAGGAGCUGCAGGUCAGCCUCGAGAACAACAGGAGGACCGUGAUCCACUGUUACGGAGGCCUGGGACGCUCUGGAUUAAUCGCCGCCUGUUUGCUGCUUCACCUGUCUGUAACGCUGACGGUGAACAAGGCCAUCGAAGUCCUCAGGGAGCACCGAGGAGGAGGAGCCAUUCAGACUGUGAAGCAAUACAACUUCCUCCACGAGUUUCGGGACAAGUACUCGGCCUACCAAGAGGGCCGAGAGGCGUCGACAGAGCGCUCGGUGUCUCGGUGAUCCCUGAAGCUGUGAAAGUAUCACCUUUUCCUCACACUCUGCUGUUUGUGAGCAGUUUUUGUGUGUGUGUGUGUGUGUGUGUGAGAGAUAUAACUGCAUUCUCUGAGGUUUGCACUUUAACAGAAUACUCUUAAUAUAUUGCUGUUUUUCAUCCUCAUUGUAAUCAAAUGAAAGUCUCUGUGAGGAAA
Scatophagus argus is the source of this 1162-nucleotide messenger RNA. It is a transcript of the gene cdkn3, whose product is annotated as cyclin-dependent kinase inhibitor 3. Gene Ontology annotation, molecular function: protein tyrosine phosphatase activity. Lineage: Eukaryota; Metazoa; Chordata; Actinopteri; Scatophagidae. Gene Ontology annotation, cellular component: nucleus. The transcript has 10 exons. The coding region runs from base 120 to 974 and encodes 284 amino acids. Gene Ontology annotation, biological process: protein dephosphorylation. The record is from RefSeq and is a predicted model, not a curated record.